UGCGCCUGCGCGGCGCCAGAUCCCGGCGGGCAGUUUGAAUUUUGCUCGCUGAGUCGCGUCUCGCGAUCCUAGGCUUCGGCUGAGACCAAGGUUUGCGUGGCUCGCGACUCCGGCAGGAGUGGGCCCUUAGCUCACGGACCCGCGCAAGGUUGGAGACUGGUGUUGGAGAUCGUGCUCUCGAAGAGCCUUAAAAGAUGGCCUCUUCAGAUCUGGAACAGAUAUGCUCUCAUAUUAAUGAGAAGAUUGGCAAUAUUAAGAAAACUCUGUCAUUAAGGAAUUGUGGUCAAGAACCUGCCUUGAAGACUAUAUUAAAUAAAAUAGGAGAUGAGAUCAUAGUAGUAAAUGAACUUCUAAAUAAAUUGGAAUUGGAAAUUCAGUAUCAAGAACAAACUAACCAUUCACUGAAGGAACUCUAUAAAUCUCUUGAAGAAGAUUAUAAAGAUGUGGAGCAUCUCAAAGAAAACAUUCCUCCCCAUUUGCCUCAAGUAACAGUAACCCAGACCUUUGUUAAUGUAUCAGAUCUUGACUCUGAAGAACCAGUCAAAGUUGAGGAACCUGUAUGCACCAAGAAGCCCGCUAAAGAACAAAAAAUUAAUCAUGUACUUAUUUACAGGUACAUGAAAUUGCGCUUAACCCAUUGUCAAAUUAAUGAUGUUAUUAAAGAAAUCAAUAAGGCAGUACUUAGUAAAUAUAAGAUCCUACAUCAACCAAAAAAGUCUGCUAUGAGUUCUGUGGCCAGAAAUCUCUAUCACAGAUUUAUUGAUGAAGAAACAAAGGAUACCAAAGGUCAUUAUUUUGUAGUGGAAGCUGACAUAAAGGAGUUCACAGCUUUGAAAGUUGACAAGAGGUUUCACGUGAUACUGAAUAUCUUACGACACUGCCGGAGGCUGUCAGAGGUCCGAGGCGGAGGACUCACUCGAUAUGUUAUAACCUGAGGCCCUUGGGAGCUUUUCGACGAGCCAGCAGUAGGGUAUAGAGGUUAUGUCUCUAAUUUCCUUGUAUGUAAUUUUUAAAUAUAUCAUUUUUUUAGCUUUUUAAUCAUCUCGUUGUAAAAAUAAAACUUUUUUUUAAAAAGUAUAUAUAUUUAAAAAUAAACUUUCAGCAAAUAUUUAACCACCUACUGUAUGAAUCUCUGUGCUAGACAUAUAAUAGAACUAAAAAAUGUUCAUAUGUAGUUUUUGUGUUUAGUGACAAUGCAACAGACCCCAAUAAGAUGGGCACAGAUGUGAUAAUGGAAGAAAAAUUCAAGAGGAUAAAGUCAAGGAUACCCAGGCUCUUUGGAAUGAACGGUCAUUAGUAUCUAAAUUCCAUCAGUGGCAUUUCAGUCUACAGGCAAAAGUUGGAUUUAGAGUCAGCCCAUCCAUGCGAUUAUUCUCCUUUCCCAUAUGUCGUUAGGAAGCAGCUUAUCUGGAAUGCAUUCAGUAUAAGCCAAUCUGUAAACAUCAAUCAACCUGUAAUGAAAUUAUAAUAAAAAUAGAUUAAGAUGAAAAA
Pteropus alecto (black flying fox) is the source of this 1491-nucleotide messenger RNA. It is a transcript of the gene SKA1, whose product is annotated as spindle and kinetochore associated complex subunit 1. Gene Ontology annotation, cellular component: outer kinetochore; spindle microtubule; mitotic spindle. Bases 195 to 935 code for a protein of 246 amino acids. Gene Ontology annotation, molecular function: microtubule binding. The record is from RefSeq and is a predicted model, not a curated record. Gene Ontology annotation, biological process: cell division; chromosome segregation; mitotic cell cycle. NCBI's taxonomy places the organism in Eukaryota, Metazoa, Chordata, Mammalia, Chiroptera, Pteropodidae. The transcript has 7 exons.